Spea bombifrons (plains spadefoot toad) is the source of this 1216-nucleotide messenger RNA. RefSeq names its product olfactory receptor 51G2-like. NCBI's taxonomy places the organism in Eukaryota, Metazoa, Chordata, Amphibia, Anura, Pelobatidae. Bases 257 to 1216 code for a protein of 319 amino acids. Gene Ontology annotation, biological process: G protein-coupled receptor signaling pathway. Gene Ontology annotation, cellular component: membrane. The transcript has a single exon. Gene Ontology annotation, molecular function: olfactory receptor activity; G protein-coupled receptor activity. The record is from RefSeq and is a predicted model, not a curated record.
UCUGACCCCUGUUCAUUAUUUUAUUAAACCUGUUUGCAUGUCGCUAUAUGUUGAAUAUGCUGCAUUUAUUUUGCCGUGUAUUAAAUCUGUAUUGAUGGCACUUUAUCUGAUCUCCCUGCAGCCUGUUGUCGUUCAUCCGGCUGAUGGUGCUCUGUUCAUAUUUAUUUGUCAGAAUAUCGCCCCGUUUGGAGUCUCUGUCAGAAACGUGUGAUUCCGUCACACGUCUAAUGAAGACCAAUAUAUCUCUUUCCACAGAAUGAACGGAACCGGCGAUGGGUUCUUGUCCUUCGUCCUAGUGGGAAUACCUGGACUGGAACAUCUUUACUUCUGGAUCUCAAUCCCUUUUCACUUUCUCUAUAUCCUCACAGUCUUUGCAAACUGUACCCUGAUAUUCAUCAUUAGGAGCGAUGCCUCUUUGCAGACCCCCAUGCAUGCCUUUUUGGCCAUGCUGGCGAUGGCUGACCUUUGCCUUUCCUUCUCCACUCUCCCCACCGUUCUGGGGGUAUUUUGGUUCCACUCUCUAGAACUUCCAUCGACCGCGUGUCUCGUUCAGAUGUACCUAAUCCAUUCCUUCUCCGUCAUGGAGUCUUCAACUCUCCUAGCCAUGGCCUAUGACAGGUUUGUGGCCAUCUGCAACCCCCUGAGGUAUUCUUCCAUCUUCACCAAUUCUCUAAUCACUAAAAUAGGUCUUGUCACUGUGACCCGUGGCCUGGUCCUGCUGCUCCCUAUCCCCGUGCUGCUCAGUGGCUCCACUCCGUGUAAGAGUAUGGUCUUAUCCCACGCGUUCUGCUUACAUCCUGAUGUCACCAGGCUCCUCUGCUCCGCCUACAAGACCACUAACGUGUACAGCAUUUUCGCCGUGCUGUCUACCAUGGGCUUGGAUGCGCUGUUAAUUAUCCUGUCCUACGUACUGAUCCUAAAGGCGGUUUGCCACUUUGGCUCCAUGACUGAGCGCUGGAAGGCUUUGCACACGUGUGUGUGCCACAUAUGUGUGGUGCUUUUAUUUUACAUGCCUAUGAUCAGCUUAUCAAUAAUUCACAGAUAUGGUGCAUACCUGCCCCAAAACAUACAUGUUCCUAUGGCAUACCUGCACUUCCUGCUGCCUCCUGCAUUAAACCCUAUUAUCUACGGCAUCAAAACCAGACCGAUCCACAGGCGCAUCGUGCAAAAAAUAAGGAGACUCACAACAGGGAUAGAGGUUAGUACAUAUGAGUAG